AUGGGUAACGAUAAAAAUUUUGUUCCAACUGAGGAUUUACCGUUUCGUUUAAUUGAAACUCCAAUUGGUUCAGCUCCUUUUGAAGAUUUUCAAACUAUUCAAUGCCAUAGAUAUAAUAAACCUAAUAAUCAAUCGAUAAGUCAAUCACGUUUUGAAGGAUAUGAUGCACCUCCAUCACUUCUUCCUCCUCCAAUUCUACCCAAGCGAUAUGAUGAACCAAUAUUAAAAAUACCUCAAAGAUCUGAUCGUCAACAAUUAAAUUCAAAAAAAACUUCUAUAAAUACGAAGAAUCAUCGAAGAAAAAUUCACAGAAAGCAGGUAACAUGCUGCGUUCUAUCUUAA
Molecule: messenger RNA, 342 nt
Organism: Rotaria socialis
Lineage: Eukaryota; Metazoa; Rotifera; Eurotatoria; Philodinida; Philodinidae
Source: the annotation of a GenBank genome assembly